Messenger RNA from Lodderomyces margitis, 843 nucleotides. Its product is annotated as TLC domain-containing protein. Lineage: Eukaryota; Fungi; Ascomycota; Pichiomycetes; Serinales; Debaryomycetaceae. Gene Ontology annotation, biological process: lipid homeostasis. Bases 1 to 843 code for a protein of 280 amino acids. Gene Ontology annotation, cellular component: membrane; endoplasmic reticulum. The transcript has a single exon. The record is from RefSeq and is a predicted model, not a curated record.
AUGUUGGACUUUUUACCCACGAUUAUAUCAGAUCCCUUUGAAGCAUAUAGGCCAUUUCCAGAAAACCCCAGCAAUUUGUUUGCUGCCCACUGGCAUGAAAUUGUCGCUUCUGCUGCAUUUUACUUUUCAAUUCAGGUGGCAGUUAGACCAAUAGCCACUCUGAUCCUAGGAAAAACCUAUACCUCGUUACAAGAAAAGACCCGAGUUGAUUUUGAUAUUCACAUUGUUUCAAUGGUCCAGUGUAUUGUAUCUAUUGUGCUUACAUUUUAUCAUUUCAAUAACCCGCAUUGGCAAAAUAGAGCAAAUGAUCGUGUGAAUUCAUUAAUAGGGUCUACACCAUUUGGCGGUAUGCUAGGAGCUGUUUCUGCUGGAUAUUUUAUUUGGGACUUGUGGGUUUGUGUUAAACAUUUCAAGAUGUUUGGUGCUGGUUUUUUGCUCCACGGUGCAGCAGCUUUGUUCGGUAUGAUUUGUACGCUUAUACCGUACUGCCAACCCUGGACAGCCAGCUUCCUUGCUUUUGAACUUAGUACCCCGUUUGUUAAUAUGAACUGGUUUGCUUCUCACAUGCCAGAGGGCACCUUCAGCGACAGUUUUGUUAUGAUAAAUGGCCUUAUAUUGAUGGUGGUGUUUUUCUUUAUUAGGAUUAUUUGGGGAUUUUACGCGAUUUUUCAGUUGGCCAUUGAUAUGACCUAUUCGUUGGACCAAAUAAACAUUUUGAUUCCGGCAGCACUCUUAAUUUUGAAUUUUGGCUUGGACGUUUUGAACGUGUUUUGGUUCUACAAGAUGGUAAGAAUUGCAAGAAAGAAGGCUGCAAAGAGAUCUUUGAAUAAAAAGGGUGAUUAG